Brugia pahangi is the source of this 723-nucleotide messenger RNA. NCBI's taxonomy places the organism in Eukaryota, Metazoa, Nematoda, Chromadorea, Rhabditida, Onchocercidae. The record is from the annotation of a GenBank genome assembly.
AUGCUUUUAAAUUCCCUUUUUGUUUUGUUUCAAAUUGUUUAUUUUCAAUUUCGACCAACGUAUACAAAUCUUAAUCGUUUAAUUGCGCAAAUUGUCUCAUCGAUAACAGCAUCAUUGCGAUUUGAUGGAGCAUUAAAUGUUGAUUUAACUGAAUUUCAAACAAAUUUAGUACCAUAUCCAAGGAUUCAUUUUCCGCUUGCAACAUAUGCUCCAAUUAUUUCCAGUGAGCGUGCAUUUCAUGAGCAGUUAACAGUACCUGAAAUAACACGGCAAUGUUUUGAACCUGGUAAUCAAAUGGUUAAAUGUGAUCCAAGACAAGGAAAAUUUAUGGCAUGCUGUUUACUUUUUAGAGGUGAUGUGGUACCUAAAGAUGUUAACGUGGCUAUAGCAGCAAUAAAAACAAAACGUUCAAUUCAAUUUGUUGAUUGGUGUCCAACAGGUUUCAAAGUUGGUAUUAACUAUCAACCACCUACAGUUAUACCUGGCGGUGAUUUAGCAAAACUUCAACGAGCUGUUUGUAUGUUAGCUAAUACAACAUCAAUUGCUGAAGCCUGGGCUAGGCUUGAUUAUAAAUUUGAUUUGAUGUAUGCAAAACGAGCAUUUGUUCAUUGGUAUGUUGGCGAAGGAAUGGAGGAAGGUGAAUUUGCAGAAGCACGCGAGGAUUUAGCAGCAUUGGAAAAAGAUUAUGAAGAAGUAGCUCUGGAUAGUUUUGAUGAUUACUAA